AAAGAAAAGAAAAAGAAAAAGAAUUAAAAAUAAGACUAAAAUAAAAUAAAAAGGUUCUGUCAGGUCCGGGGUUUUCUCCCGAGCGAGUAUUCAUGUCACUUUUUGAUCGGUUCCUAGCAAAAAAGAAAAAAAGCGUGGAAACCAGUCAAAAUAUCAUUAAGCACCACGAAAAAAAAUAAAAAUAAAAAAUAAAAAAUAGUUACCUUACCUUUCACGGCUGUCUCUUAUUAUCACACUUAAUUGCCAGUUGUUGUUCCUCUUGCUUGCAUGGUUUCAGAAAAGAGAAGAGACAUUAUGUGUCCACGUCAUGGCAAGUCUCCAGUCUUCUCUCCGUAACAAUACAACCAGCAAGGACAGCAAUAAUACUAUUGAUAUCGCUCCCAACCAUGACCCCGGCAAUUCCACCUCCACGUCUUUGGCAACGGCAAGAAAGGACGAAGCUAUCCGUUCCCGUUCCCGUCCUCGUCUAUCGUCCCCCUUCAGCAACACCAAUCCUCACCAUGACGUCGUAGAACCAACUGGGCCCGCCGACAGUGAUGGCCACCACAUAGCGGCAUCACCAACGGUGGCGGCAACGGCACCAGUUGACAAUUAUGACCAGAGCUAUCAAGAUGCGACAGAGCUCGUCGACCUCCCUCCGGUCCCGGUGUCAGACCACAGUGACGAAGAUAAUCGUGACAACGCCCGCAAUCCCAAUAGCCUCAGCCGGUCAUCUUCAAUAUCCACGAUCUCGUCAGGCUCCGUGCGCCUGGUUGUCCAACGUACGCUAAGCACACAGCAGUCGAACAGCAGAGCCGGGGACAGCGCGGCAGGCAGUGGUACCAAUAACAAGGGCAUCCUGGCGGGAGUGAAGAGGUUUUGGUUUCAGCAUGUCUCGAUGACGGUGCCACGGAGCCAGAACAGGGAUCAUUUUGCCCUCGAAAGAACCUUCCUAGCCUACAUCCGCACAUCGCUCGCCUUCGCCUUCCAGGGCGCCCUCAUCGCCCAACUUUUCAGCCUGCAAAACAAGCAGGAUAAAAACAUCGCGUUUGGGUUUCACACAGUCGGCAGGCCGCUGGCCUGUGCGUGUCACGCCUGUGCGAUAAUAGUUGCCGCUAUGGGUUCGUACCGCUUCUGGAGACAGCAGAAUGCGCUGGCGAGGGGUAAGGUGCAGGCGGGCGGGUGGGAGUUGAAUCUUGCUGGUGUUUGUGCCGUUGGGAUAAUCACAUCGACAUUUGUGCUAGUCAUUUUGAUAGCUACCAGAUCCGAAGACUAAUAACGAAACAAGCCAUCAUUAAGCUUCUGGUGAUACUUUCCGCACUUUCCCUGCCCUAGUUGAGCGGAGAUUUUUUGAAAAAGUUCGAAUCAAAAUGCUGUUUGGGGUUUGGGUUGGAUUGCUGGAAACACCUUACGCAUAUACCCCAGAGUACGUACCUACGUGUCUCGGAUAAAGCAAUCAAGGGCGGCAAAGGCGUUUUGUUUAGGCACAUACCUGUUCAUUUACGUGCUCUUUUUUUAUUCUUCUCCCUCAACACUUUUUUUCUUUCUUUCUUUCUUUCUUUCUUUCUUUUUUCUUUCUUUCU
Messenger RNA from Blastomyces dermatitidis ER-3, 1562 nucleotides. RefSeq lists its product as uncharacterized. Lineage: Eukaryota; Fungi; Ascomycota; Eurotiomycetes; Onygenales; Ajellomycetaceae. The transcript has 3 exons. The coding region runs from base 308 to 1255 and encodes 315 amino acids. The record is from RefSeq and is a predicted model, not a curated record.